AAGGCUUAACUUGUUAGUUAUUCACACUCCUCACUUGGAGGUACUGUACGAGUGGUCGGAGGAACUGAAAUUGAAAGAAGAAUGGGUGAAGUUAAAAUAACAAGGGAUUUUUUCUUGUGGUGCAUGUCUGUUAUUUACUUGUGUGCCUUCUCGUCCCUUUACCACCAAAUCCCAGGGUUGUAUGGAGAAAAUGGAAUUUUACCAGUCAGCUCUGUUAUUGCCCUAGAAUCCGGUACAGCUCAAGUAGAGAAGAAAGCAAAAGAACUUCCAUCAUUACUUUGGCUUGCUCCAGCAUUUGGACUUGAUGUGCCAACUUUCAUGGAGUUAUUAAGCAUAGUAGGCAUGUCAGUUUCCUUUGGAGGAAUGAUAUGGGUUCGACUUAGAGACUGUGCUAAUUUCGGAUUACUAUGGAUACUGUAUUUCUCAUUAUACCAGGGUGGACAGACCUUUUUGUGGUUUCAGUGGGAUAUUCUACUGUUAGAAGCAGGAUUUUUAACUGUCAUCGUUGCACCACUGGGACUCUUGCAGUGGUCAAAGUCAAACGCAGCAUUUUCUGGCUUGCCGCACCGGCCCCAUGACACAGUAACUUUUUGGUUGUUACGGUGGCUUUUGUUUCGGUUAAUGUUUGCCUCUGGUGUAGUAAAGCUCACCAGUUUAUGUCCGACAUGGUGGGGACUCACAGCUCUAACUGUUCACUUUGAAAGUCAGUGCAUCCCAACAGCUCUUGCCUGGUUUUGUCAUCACCUUCCAACAUGGUUAUUAAAACUUGCAGUGGCUGUUACACUUGUGAUUGAAAUUGGUGUGCCUUUUUUAUUCUUUAUCCCUCUUCGUUCAGCAAAAAUCUUCAGCUUUUAUUCUCAGGUGUUGCUUCAGUUGUGCAUCAUUUUGUCUGGAAACUACAACUUCUUCAAUCUGUUGACCCUUGUUUUGUGCUUUUCUCUUGUGGAUGAUGAAUUUCUGCUGAACCUUGUGGGAAAACCUUCCCUUAAUAAAGUUACCAGCAACAGUGGAAGAUCACUUCAGUUUACCAGGAUGUUACUGACACUUUGUGCAGAGCUGAUAAUAUUUGGUGGUCUGAUAUACUGGUCAGCAAAACUAUUUUCUAUACAGCUUUUACCAGAUUGGACCAUUAUUUCCAAAAUAGCUUUUACUGCUGAAGAUUUUCAAUCGGCUCUGAACAAGACAAUGCCUGUUACCAUUUGUUUGGGAGCCCUUUCACUUGUUGCAAAUAUUCUAGCAGCAAUGUACAGAUGUUUAACAUCUAGUGGACAUUUUAGGAAAGUGUUUUAUAUGGUUGGAGUAAUAUUUUGGAGUGGCGUAUCACUUUGGUUAUUUGCUGUCAGCCUGGUACCUCAUACAGUGGUAGAUAGGCAAAGUUAUCAAACAUUGUGGCCCAUUAUUCAUCGUUGGAAUUCUAAAGUUGACAAAUUUCAGAUUGCAAAUUCUUAUGGUCUAUUCAGAAGAAUGACUGGUGUUGGUGGUAGACCAGAAGUUUUGAUUGAAGGAAGUAACUCUAAGACAUCAGGAUGGAAAGAAUAUCAUUUCUUAUAUAAGCCAGGAGAUAUGUCUAUCAGACCACCGUUUAUCAUACCACAUCAGCCAAGAUUAGACUGGCAAUUGUGGUUUGCUGCAUUAGGAAGCUACAACCAGAAUCCUUGGUUUCUUAGUCUUGUAUACAGGCUUCUACAAGGACAACCUGAGGUUUUAAACCUUCUGCACAAGGAGAGAAAUCCAUUUCCUACUCAACCACCAAAAUACAUAAGAGCAGUUCUAUACAAAUACUUCUAUACUCCUUGGGAAGUAUCAAAAAGGAGAACCAAUGUAAAUAACUGGUGGACCAGGAAGAAAGUUGGUGAAUACCUUUCACCAGUUAGCUUGGGAAAGGCUUUAGUGGAUACGCUGAAGUCUGUCAACAUUCCUGUGGAAAAGACUCGAUCAGUCAAGAUCACCAACAAAUCUUUGGUUAAUGUACUUUGGCAUUUGAGAGAAAUAGCUCAAAAAGUCCAUGGACACACAUUUGUUUGGUCAGUCAUUGGUGCUGGACUGGUCAUCAACAGUUUUUCUGCCCUUCUUGCCAUAUAACUUUGCUACAGGUCCUCAGAAUUUCAAACUUAGAUAUAAAUACUGUAGUUUUAAUUUACUUACUGUUACACUGCCGUGGAUUAAGAACACAUUGCAUGAAAGAAGCAAUCCCAUUCUCAAAUAAAUAAAGCAAAGCUUUAAUGAAAUUGUUAUUAAUAUUAAAUAUGGCCUGUUCACCAGAUUUCAUCAAUACUAAAAUUUUGUUUCUAUGUAUUUUAUCAAUGAUUCUCAUGUGAGUUUAAAGUUUUGGUAAGCUUGUUUCUGUCAUCUUGUCAAAGCCUUACACAAAAUUUACUUUCAUUUGGUUUGGUAAAAAAAAAAAACUUACUAAUUACUUUUAUACUCUGAAUGGCUUGUUUGUUAUUUGGCUUGUUUUUACUUUAUCUUGUGUUUUGAAUAAGGAAAAAUAAAAGAUCAUGGAGAUGAA
Messenger RNA from Limulus polyphemus (Atlantic horseshoe crab), 2509 nucleotides. Its product is annotated as lipase maturation factor 2-like. Bases 82 to 2082 code for a protein of 666 amino acids. Gene Ontology annotation, cellular component: endoplasmic reticulum membrane. Gene Ontology annotation, biological process: protein maturation. The record is from RefSeq and is a predicted model, not a curated record. Lineage: Eukaryota; Metazoa; Arthropoda; Merostomata; Xiphosura; Limulidae. The transcript has 16 exons.